This is a messenger RNA of Choloepus didactylus (southern two-toed sloth), 1992 nucleotides long. RefSeq names its product FAD dependent oxidoreductase domain containing 1 (gene FOXRED1). Gene Ontology annotation, cellular component: cytoplasm. NCBI's taxonomy places the organism in Eukaryota, Metazoa, Chordata, Mammalia, Pilosa, Megalonychidae. Gene Ontology annotation, molecular function: oxidoreductase activity. The coding region runs from base 82 to 1542 and encodes 486 amino acids. The transcript has 11 exons. The record is from RefSeq and is a predicted model, not a curated record.
CAUGGAGCAAGGACGUCACCUGGAGGCACCGAACAGGGCGUGUUGGGGGCAGCCCUCAGAGGAGUCGCUGUCGGAGGUGCCAUGCUUCGGACUGGGCUGCGUCUCACCUUGUGCCGGGGCCCCUUGAUCCGCGGGCUAGGCACACGCAGAGGAGGCACUACUUGGGAUUGGGAUGAAAAGGUGUCCAAGAUUAAGAAGAAGGUCCAGUCAGUCCUGCCUGGAGGGGCCUGGGACCCCCUGUAUGACACCAGCCACUUGCCCCCUGAACGCUCGGAUGUGGUGAUUGUGGGAGGUGGGGUGAUUGGCCUGUCCGUGGCCUAUUGGCUGAAGAGAUUGGAGGCGCAACGAGGUGCCAUUCGGGUGCUGGUGGUGGAACGGGACCAUACGUAUUCACAAGCCUCCACAGGGCUUUCUGUGGGUGGGAUCCGUCAGCAGUUCUCAUUGCCCGAGAACGUCCAGCUCUCCCUCUUUUCAGUCAACUUUCUACGGAACAUCAAUGAGUACCUAGCGGUAGUCGAUGCUCCUCCCUUGGACCUCCAGUUCAACCCUUCAGGUUACCUGUUGCUGGCUUCUGAAAAGGAUGCUGCAAUCAUGGAGAGCAACGUGAAAAUGCAGAGGCAGGAAGGAGCCAAAGUUUGUCUGAUGUCUCCUGAGCAGCUUCAGAACAAGUUUCCGUGGAUAAACACAGAGGGCGUGGCUUUGGCAUCUUAUGGGAUGGAGAAUGAAGGCUGGUUUGACCCCUGGUGUCUGCUCCAGGGGCUGCGGCAAAAGGCCCAGUCCAUGGGAGUCCUCUUCUGUCAGGGAGAGGUGACACGUUUCAUCUCUUCAUCUCUCCAUGUGGAGGACAGAAGUGGGGAAGAGGUGACGUUGAAAAGGAUUCACGAAGUCCACGUGAAGAUGGACAACAGCCUGGAGUACCAGCCUGUGGAGUGUGCCAUUGUCAUCAACACGGCAGGAGCCUGGUCGGGGCACAUUGCAGAGCUGGCUGGUAUCGGGCAGGGGCCCCCUGGCACCCUUGCGGGCACCAAGCUGCCCGUGGAGCCGAGGAAAAGGUACGUGUACGUGUGGCACUGCCCCCAGGGACCAGGCCUGGAGACCCCAUUUGUUUUGGACACCAGCGGAACUUAUUUCCGCCGGGAAGGAUUAGGCAACAACUAUCUCGGUGGCUGCAGCCCCACUGAGGAGGAAGAACCGGACCCAGGGAACCUGGAAGUGGACCACGCUUUCUUCCAGGACAAGGUGUGGCCCCAUUUGGCCCAGAGAGUACCAGCUUUCGAGACUCUGAAGGUCCGAAGUGCCUGGGCAGGCUACUAUGACUAUAACACCUUCGACCAGAAUGGAGUGGUGGGCCCCCACCCACUGGUCAUCAACAUGUACUUUGCCACGGGCUUCAGCGGGCAUGGGCUCCAGCAGGCGCCUGCUGUGGGGCGAGCCGUGGCCGAGAUGGUGCUGGAGGGCAGCUUCAAGACCAUCGACCUGAGCCCCUUCCUCUUCAGCCGCUUUUACUUGGGCGAGAAGAUGGAGGAGCGCAAUAUCUUCUGAGCUGGUUGGCUCUUUGAUGGCCCGGCCAUCACCCUUGGCUCUGACUUCCCUGCUCGGUUCCUCCCCUGCUCGGUUCCUCCCCUGCUCCGGGCCAGGGUCUCCGUUCUCCCUCAGGGUGGGAGGACAGGCGUGCCCAGCUCCUCAGCCCCCUUCCUUGCCUUCUUCUCUUUGUCCAGGCCAUCUGCCCCCAUGGGGCUGAGCACACAGGCAGGCUGUGAGCUCUGAAGUUUUGCCCCUGAGGCUCAGGCUUAGAGAGACUAAUGGGGCAGGACCCUAGGGCUGACCUCUGGCCCAGGCCGAUGCCUGCUAGACAGACCCCUCAGGAGUUGUGAGGUUGGAGCCUCGCCGGCCCCUUCCUGGGCCUCCGUCAGUAGGACUGCCUCUGGGCCCAGAUUUCUUGAUGUGUCUGAUUACCCUCUUCAUCAAUCAGUAAAUGUGAUUCACUCCUUC